Molecule: messenger RNA, 786 nt
Organism: Stereum hirsutum FP-91666 SS1
Lineage: Eukaryota; Fungi; Basidiomycota; Agaricomycetes; Russulales; Stereaceae
Exons: 9
Coding region: 1-786 (261 amino acids)
Source: RefSeq, a predicted model, not a curated record
AUGCAUUUUCAACGGAUGUUCUUCUUUUCCGUUUUAACGGUAUCGGUUCAGUUAUCUCUGCUGCCAGGAGCAUCCACGAAGGCGAUUAUAGAGAAAGAAACUGAUAUCACCUCUGACAAUGACAUCUCCUUGAUAUCUCUUUUUAAACGUGAUGAUGGAGCGUCUGGCGAUGGGGAUUGUGAUCCCUGCCUCGCCUCCUGUUCUAACAACAUAGUCAAGCGUUCUUCCGACGAUGAACCCGAGCCUGUGGAGCUCAGAAUACUCCACGGAAACGCAAGCGAGACAGAGCCUUGGUUGGAUGGCGAGGUCGCUCGCUGGCACCUCAUCGAACGCCAGCCGCCCACCCUAUCGUUCAACUGUGAUGCGAUCCCCAACGUUUGUCAGAAUAUGUGCUACGGAGUGAACUGCAAGGGAUUCCCAAGGGCGUUAACGAUCAGCAAGGCUUCAGGCUUAUGCCAGGCGGCACGAAGGAGGAAUUCUUGCGGAUCUACUAAUCCCAACAGAUGCAGCACGCGAUUCACCCCCGCGUUCGCUCCUGGUAAUUCUUGUGAUGAAUAUCCGUUCGCAAGCACGCUGCAGGGCCAACAGGCCGCGCUGAACGCGGCUGCUACCCGGUGUGUUCCUGCAGGGGAAAAUCGAUCUCAAGGAGGGUCCAUUUCGGCCUUUUACCGUAACCUUCCGGACGGCACGGCGUUCACUGUGAGCUUCACUGGCGCCGCAGCGUCGACUGGCUUCUGUGCGGCUAAUACGAACUGCGUUGUUGCGGCCGGAAGUAGUCAGCAGUAG